GGCAUGCUCGUCCACAUAAACAGACAGCAGGUCGGCGUGCUGAAUGAAGGAAUGAAGGUGUAACCUGGCUUUUUUACAUAAAGAAGUUUAUACAUUUAUAUUUAACGUAUUUAUACAUUAUGUAAGGCUUGUAAAGUGUUUAACAGAAGGACGCUGGUCGCUGUUGUCCUCGAGGGUUCCGUUAACGCCGUGUUUCUCCUGUAGUUUGUCUCAGUUAGCCGGCUAAGCUAAGCUAAAGUAAUAAUAUAGUCAGAAUGAGAGAAGUGAGCAGAAGCUCAGUCCUGCAGAAAGCCACCAGAGAGAAACUGGACAAGUUCAACACAAUACGGGGCAAGGAGGUCAGACCUGGAGAAUUCUGGGACCUUGUGGUCAUCACUGCAGUGGAUGAGGACCAGAGAGCUUCGUAUGAACUCCAGAUCCAGGAGAAGUGCAACAGGAAGGAGCUGCCGAUUGGCGUUAGUUACCUUGUGUUUGCAGAUCCUCCAGGAUACAAAAUUGGUAACGGAGGGUCAACUUUACAUUCACUGCAGCUCCUGAGUGAUCAGUAUGGGGAGUCCCUGUCCAGAUUUAGAGUAAUUCUCAUACAUGCAGGAGGCUUCAGUCAGCGUUUACCCAACGCCAGCGCUCUUGGAAAAAUCUUCACUGCUCUUCCUCUUGGGGAGCCUCUGUAUCAGAUGCUGGAGCUGAAGCUGGCCAUGUAUGUGGACUUCCCGUCUCACAUGAAGCCUGGCAUGCUGGUCACCUGCGCCGAUGACCUCGAACUGUACAGCGCCAGUGAUAGUAUCGUGUUUGAUAAGCCAGGCUUCACUGCUCUGGCCCAUCCUUCACCUCUGUCCAUCGGAACCACUCACGGAGUGUUUGUUCUGGAACCCGCUGACAGUUCCUCUGUUCGGGACCUGGAAUACAGAACCUGCUUCCAGUUCUUGCACAAACAGAGCGUUGAAAGAAUGCGUAAAUGUGGCGCUGUGUUGAAAAAGGCAGAUCGUGAAUUUGUCUACACGGAUAGCACUUAUUACGUUGAUUAUGCCACCAUGUUGACACUGCUGAACCUGUUUAAGGACAUCAGACCUUUGAGAUGUGAGGUAGACGCUUACGGAGACUUCCUCCAGAGCCUGGGGCCGGGGGCCACUGUGGAUUACACCAACGACACUGCCAGUGUCACUAAGAAGGAUAUCAACCUGGUGGAGAUAAGAAAGAAAAUCUACAAUUGUCUCAGAGGAGCAUCUCUUAAUGUCGUUCUUCUAAACGAAUCAAAGUUCUACCAUCUUGGAACAACCGAGGAAUAUCUGUUUCACUUCACAUCUGAUCCAUGUCUCAGGGCGGAGCUUGGCAUCCUGCCAGCUGCAUUUAGUAUAUAUGAACCUGAGGCUUUAGAGAAAGCCAUGGCUUGUGUUAUGCACAGUGUUUUACACCCUACUGCCUCAGUAUCUGUGGGAAGUGUGGUGGAGUUCUCCAGAAUAGAGGCUAAAGCCACAGUUGGCACCAGGGCUAUCGUAAGUGGGUGCUGGGUUUGUACAGGACUUUCAGUGCCUGAUGAAACCUUCAUACACACCUUAUGCACCAAUCAGAACGGCCAGACUUCAUUUGUGACUGUAGCGUUUAGCAUCCAGGAUGACUUGAAGAAGAGUGUGAGCAAGCCUGCAGAUAUGGACCAGCUGAAGAUGUUUGGAGCCCCAUUGGAUGAGUGCGUGAGCCGCUGGGGGCUGUGUGCUGAGGAUGUGAGGUUCUCAGGGGAUGGAAGUGUGUGUAACCUGUGGAACUGUUGCAUUUUCCCUGUGUGUCCGGAUAUGAAGAGCUCCUUCACUUCGACCCUGGACAUGGUGUGGGCAGUGUGCGGGAAGGAGAAGGUUGCUUUACCCAGAAACACAAGAUUACUCUCGCUGCAGGAGAUCUUGCAGAAGAAAGACCUGAAACAGAUGCUGGGCUUUAGAAAAGGACUUUAUGAAGACAUUGUUGCAGCUAAAUGAUAUAAAACAUGGAACCACAUGGAAGCACUUAUUACGUUGAUUAUGCCACCAUGUUUAAACUGCUGAACUCUGAAAAUGAAGGUGCCAAAAGAAUGUUAUUUAAAUCAUUGAAGAACAUUAACACGUUACGCAAUCAGGAAUAUAUUAGUGGGAGUGGCUCACCACAUGACUGAUCAGCAACACAGAUUACAAGAGCUCUCACCAGGAGGAACACAUGAUGAUUCUGUCUGUGCUCUAAAAAUGGUCCAAAAUGGUCUAAUCAUCAUACAUUUGAUUGUAUUGAACUUUUCAAUAUUCAUCCUUCAUUCAUUCUGAAAGUCAGGAAUCACAUGGCCUUGGUAAUUUUAUUUGUAUUGUAUUAUGUUAUAUACAGUAAGAGCUUGUAUGCCUUGGAAUAGGAAAAACAUUAUUUUUUAUGUAUUUAUUUAGAAAGAAUCUACUAUUUAGUUGAAACCUAUAGUUUUGCCUAGUUUUUUUUUUUUUGAUCAUUUAUGAAGCAUAUUAAUAUUAAGCACUCUUUUGCAAGAAUCUGGCCACCACAAAUUACACAUCCUCUACAGAGACAAACAUCUGCAUAUUUUUUUUAUUUACUGUAUUUGAGACAUUGUCAUAAAUAAACAAAUAAGUAAGUAAAAGUAGAGUGUACAAAUGUAAUGGCUUGAAAAUGUAUUGUGUGUCAUUUGAUUGUGUUUAUUAAAGAGCUUCUACGUAAGUCAAUAUCUGCAACUACUACUGCAUCUCAAAAAAAUAUAUAUUAUUGUAAAGUUAUUUUAUUUCAGUAAUUCAGUUCAAAAUGUAAAACACAUUAUAUAGAUGUGUUAAACAGUGUGGUGUAUUUUCAGCAUUACUUUAUUUUAUUGUUGAUGUUUAUGGUUUACAGCCAAUGAAAACCCAAAAGAUAGUGUCUCAGAAUUUUGUUUAUAUUAUAUUAGACCAAUCAGUACUUUGGCAGUGUGCCAGGUCCUGCUGGAAAAUGACAUAUGCAUCUCUAUAAAAGUUGUCAGCAGAGGGUAGCAAGCAAUUCAUGUUUGGGGAAACAUUUUUUUUAACUUUUGAAUAGUGGUACACUGUUAAAAAAUAAAUAUGCUUUAAAAGUU
Astyanax mexicanus (Mexican tetra) is the source of this 3064-nucleotide messenger RNA. It is a transcript of the gene fpgt, whose product is annotated as fucose-1-phosphate guanylyltransferase. Lineage: Eukaryota; Metazoa; Chordata; Actinopteri; Characiformes; Acestrorhamphidae. The record is from RefSeq and is a predicted model, not a curated record. The transcript has 4 exons. Gene Ontology annotation, molecular function: transferase activity, transferring phosphorus-containing groups. Bases 255 to 1967 code for a protein of 570 amino acids.